Messenger RNA from Neomonachus schauinslandi (Hawaiian monk seal), 2877 nucleotides. Its product is annotated as tigger transposable element-derived protein 1-like. Gene Ontology annotation, cellular component: nucleus. The coding region runs from base 1 to 1863 and encodes 620 amino acids. NCBI's taxonomy places the organism in Eukaryota, Metazoa, Chordata, Mammalia, Carnivora, Phocidae. Gene Ontology annotation, molecular function: DNA binding. The record is from RefSeq and is a predicted model, not a curated record. The transcript has a single exon.
AUGAAGACAACUCCCCGGCUGCAAAUGUCGGGGAAGGCACCCCUUGGUGGGAUUGGCCUCCGCCACAGUGCCAAGCGGGACCGGAAGUCCAUCACCCUGCAUGUGAAGUUAGAGGUGCUCCGGAGGUUUGAGGAAGGUGAGAAGCUGACUCAGAUUGCCCGGGCCCUGGGGCUGGCCACCUCUACCGUCGCUUCCAUCCGUGUCAACAAGGACAAGAUCCGGGCCAAUUCUCAGGCAGCCACCCCUGUCAGCGCCAUGCAGCUGACCCGCUGCCGGGGUGUGGUGAUGGGCCAUAUGGAACGCUUGCUGAGCCUAUGGAUUGAGGAGCAAAAGCGGCAGAACCUGCCCAUCAGCACACUGCUCAUCCAGGACAAGGCACGACGGCUCUUUGUGCAGCUGCAGCAUGAGCAGGGUAAUGGCACUCAGGCUGAGACCUUUGGGGCCAGUAAUGGCUGGUUUGCCCGAUUCAAGGCUCGCCACAAUGUGCUUUUGACAGAUGAGCCAUCUGUGGCUGACACCCAGGCUGCUGCCCACUAUCCCCCAGUGCUGCGCACCAUUCUGGAGGAGGGCUGCUACUCACCAUGCCAGGUCUUCAAUGUGGACGAGACGGGCCUGUUCUGGAAGCGGCUCCCGGAGCGCAUGCUGCUGGCCCUGGAAGGGGCAGCCGGGCCUGGCCUCAAGGCCUCCAAGGACCACCUGACUCUGCUGCUUGGUGGCAAUGCAGCUGGUGAUUUCAAACUGAAGCCGCUGCUGGUGUACCCCUCAGAGAACCCGCGUGCUCUCAAGGGCUGCUCCAAGGCCAGCCUUCCUGUGGUCUGGCGCUCUAACCGCAAUGACUGGCUGACACCCAGCAUCUUCCAGGAGUGGUUUACUGGCUGCUUCUGCCCUGCCGUGGAGAGCUACUGUGCCAGCCACGGCCUCCCACACCGAGCCCUGUUGCUCUUGGAUGGCGCGCCCUGCCACCCUGCUCAUCUGGGUGGCCUCUCAGCCCAUGUGCGAGUUGAGUUCCUGCCCAAGAACACAUCGGCCCUGAUCCAGCCUAUGAACCAGGGUGUCAUUGCCACAUUCAAGGCCCAUUACCUGCGCCGCACGCUCAGCCAGCUGGUCCAGGAGACAGCUGGGGAAGACCGGCCCUCUGUGCGGGAAUUCUGGCGCAGCUACACUGUUGUGACUGCUGUGGACAAUAUAGCCGAAGCCUGGGCAGAGCUGCAGCCUGCCACCAUGAAUAGUGCCUGGAGGAAGCUCUGGCCCGAGUGUGUCCCCUCUGGCACCCCCGAGCCUGACACCGUGCCUCAGCUCCGUCGCAGCAUUGUCGCACUAGCCAGCCAUGUGGGCCUUGGAGAUGCAGCUGAGGCCGAUGUCGCCAGCCUCCUGCAGGCCCAUGGGGAGCCCCCACCCCACAGCAGCCCCCAGGAUGCAGAAGAUGGGGACAUCAGCGGCUCUGGGUUGCCCUGGAAGGCAGGGAAAGUCUCGGUCUCCAGAAAACCAGAGCCAGAUUUCACAGAGGCUAUGGUGGGUGCGGGGACCGAGGAAGCUGAUGUGGGUGCUCUGAGCACCGAGCACCUGGCCCAGGCCCUGUCUCACUUUGCUGCUGGUUUACGGGUCCUCAUGGAGAAUGAUCCAAACCGGGAGCGCAGCCUACGGGUGUCCCGGGGUGUCCACUGUGCCCUUGCCCGCCUCCGGGAGCUGCACCGGGAAAGGAGGCGACAGGCCCGGGCAGCUGCAUCCUUAGGGGGCCCCAUGGCAGUGGCAACAAGGGCUUUGGCAGGAAACCUGCCCUUGCCCCAAGUGGGGCCCAUAGAGGGUGGGGAUGUGGCUAAGGGCACAGGUCAUGAAGGUCAGACCUCUGGCUGUCCUGUAUGAUUUGGGGCUUGGGCUUGACCUCACAUGAUCUCUCUCUAAUGAUGUUUUGUUUCUGGAGGUCAGAUACUGCUACUUCUCCCCUAGAGUUCUCCUAUCUCAUGCUCUAUGGUCUUUGUAUAGUGACACACAGCUCAGGCUUGGGGAACAGAAGGGUAGUGUUCUCUGACUGGCAGAUGAACUGCAGGGCCCAGGAGUGCCCACCCAUGACAGGGACACAUCCUGUAGUAUGGUAGUUGCCCAGCACAGCCUUCCAGGGCAGCUUUUCUUGUGGUGAGGGGCCAGCACUGAGACCCACCUCUCCCAUUUUCCAAACCUGACCUCUUACGCCCUGCACCAUUGUGACCCUUCCUUGCCAACUUUAGAUGAGGGUUUCCUGCUCUCGGCAUGUCCUUUGUCACUCUCCAUGCCAUCCUCACCUCUUCCCGCUUCCAUGGCCUCUGUUGAUCCGGGUCUCUGUUACCUUUCCUGUGCCUGAGCACUUUGAUUCACUGUGGAUUUUGAUACCAGGGUUCAUUUCCUUCAUUUGGAGAUGUUUUCUUCCCUGAGUUUCUGUGCUAUCGUUGUCUUGGCUUCCCUCUAGCCUUUGAGGUUGAGCCUUUUGUGGCUGUGAUGGUCUCCCAGUUCUGGUGCUCUUUGGAAAAUACCAUCCACUCCUAAGAGCUAUGAUCACCUCAGGGUUAACUCCCAGUGCAUUGGCUACAGCCCAGCCUCUCCCUGAGUUAGACCCAAAGCUCUGAUUCUGGUGGACACCCCCACACCCCAGUCUUAUUAUCUCCCCUAAUUCCAGUUUGUUUUCCUGUCCCCCAAACUGUAACAACAGGCAUCAGGGGGUGUCCACCUGACUGCAGAAACACCUCUUGGGUCACCAAAACACAGAUAGUCAGCAAGGGAAGGUGUUCUUGUGCUCCAGCUGGAUGAGCCACAGGUGGUGGGACAGGGAUGUGCGUGCACACACACACAAACAGACACGCAUGCCAAGAAAUAAAGGUGGGAGGAAGGAUGCGUGCUACUUCC